Molecule: messenger RNA, 575 nt
Organism: Sapajus apella (tufted capuchin)
Lineage: Eukaryota; Metazoa; Chordata; Mammalia; Primates; Cebidae
Gene: LSG1
Product: large 60S subunit nuclear export GTPase 1
Exons: 3
Coding region: 310-555 (81 amino acids)
Source: RefSeq, a predicted model, not a curated record
AGUUUCUUGCCGGACGCUAAAUCCCGACGCACAAAUCGAGAAUGGACCAUUCUUUUAACUCAUCCAAACUCGAGAUAUUCGCCAGGAAAUCCACAGAAAAGUUCAGGAAGCAUCUUUUCAUUUAUAUUCUAUAAUACUGGCAAGCUCAAGACGUAAAAGAGCACUUUAGGAUAAGUCAUUCUGCUUUCCCCUGUCAACUUUGAGCCUGAACUACUUGGGCUCGCUUAUCGUCACUUCCGGUAAUCAAACUGUGAAUUCCGGAAACUGCACGCGCCGAGCGGGGAGGGUUCUUGCGGCUGUUGUGUUGCAAUGGGGCGGAGGAGAGCCCCGGCCGGUGGGUCGCUGGGACGGGCCCUUAUGCGCCAUCAGACUCAGCGGAGCCGAAGCCAUCGUCACACUGACUCCUGGUUGCACACAAGUGAACUCAAUGAUGGCUAUGAUUGGGGUCGUCUUAAUCUUCAGUCAGUGACUGAACAGAGCUCUCUUGAUGACUUCCUUGCUACUGCCGAACUCGCAGGAACAGAGUUUGUUGCUGGCUGGAGUGCAGUGACGUGAUCUCAGCUCACUGCAACCUC